AUGCAACUAAUCUCUGGGCCUUCGGCAACCAAUGACCAACUUGGAUGGAUUUUCUACAUUAGUCCUGGAUGGGGCGUCUCAGCGAGGAAGAAGAACAUCGACAGUCCGAGUUUCCGCGAAACCACUAAACCGUUUUGGGAUAAAAAGUGCGAGGUCAAACAACUCGACUGCGCAAAUACAAGAUGUCAAGAAACUGCAAUCAGUCUUAGAACCUGA
Colletotrichum lupini is the source of this 216-nucleotide messenger RNA. RefSeq lists its product as uncharacterized. Bases 1 to 216 code for a protein of 71 amino acids. The transcript is spliced from 2 exons. The record is from RefSeq and is a predicted model, not a curated record. NCBI's taxonomy places the organism in Eukaryota, Fungi, Ascomycota, Sordariomycetes, Glomerellales, Glomerellaceae.